AUCUCAGAUGUUUGAAGGACAGUCUGUCUCUCUGAGCUGUGAGGAGGACGACAGCUCUGCUGGAUGGACUCUGAGGAGGAACACGACUCAUGAAACCAGGACUCAGUGUGGAGAUGGCUGGGGAAAACCUGCUAAUUAUUCCUGCAACAUCAAACCCAUGUUCUCAUGGGACAGUGGAGUGUACUGGUGUGAGUCCAGAGAGGGAGCAACCAGUAACAGCAUCAACAUAACUGUCACUGGUGGACCAGUGAUCCUGCAGAGUCCUGUCCUCCCUGUGACGGAGGGAGAAGACCUCACUCUGACCUGUAAAACAAAGAAGUCCUCCAACCUCCCAGCUAGUUUCUAUAAAGAUGGCUCCUUCAUCAGGACUGAGCCUGCAGGUCACAUGACCAUCCACCAUGUUUCCAGGUCUGAUGAAGGCCUCUACAAGUGUCUCAUCAGAAGUGUUGGAGAGUCUCCACCCAGCUGGGUCUCUGUCACAGGAGAGGAGGUUAAAGAGAAACCCCCAACUACAAGUCCUCCUUCACCUCCCUCUACUCCUGAUUCUUCUCCACCUCCCUCUGUGUUGUGGUCCAAUUCAAGCAGUGUUGUGAUUAGGCUGGUUCUACUGUUUCUACUGGUUGUGCUGGUUCUACUGGUUUUGCUAGUUCUACUGGUUGUGCUGGCUCUACUGGUGACAAGAUACAUCUGUAAGAAACCUAAAGCUGCUGACGCUGGAGAUGAUGACAACACAGACGACGUCACAUACAUUGAUGUCCAAAUAUCAUGUAACCUGCAACAGCCAAUCAGACGGAGCAGAGAGAGUGAUCCUGCUGCAAUCUACUCCGCAGUGAGAACAGAAGACGUCUGUUACGGACAAAUAGUGAUCAAAGAGAAGAAAUCAAACAGGAAGAGAGAGAGAGAUCCAGCUGCAGUCUACUCAGCAGUGAGAGGAGCAGAAGAUGUCAGUUAUGGACAAAUAGUUAUCAAAUCAAACAGGACCAGAGAGUCUCCAGCAGAGCCAGAGGUCCUCUACUCUUCACUGAGGAAGACCUGAACACCAUCACACCAGUCCAACCAGUGGAGUCCAGCCAGCCAAUCACUGGUCCCCAGAGACCCUCAUACCUCGCUACAUUCAUCUGUUUGACUUCCUAUCUGUAUAUGUUAAGGCUAAAUGAGACUCAUGCAGCUACAAAGAGACAAAUAAUUCAACUCAAUUUAGAGCAUGUUGCAUUCUUUGUGUUUAGUUAAAUAUACCAUAGAUUUGUUCUCUAAAAGUUGCAUACACCGACAAAUAUCUACUGAACCGAGUCUAAUGAUAAUAACUAUUUACUGAUAUUUAUAUAUUGUAUUUAUGAGCUUGUUUCUGUGCAGGAUCAAUAAACUCUGGUGUCCCCGGUUGUUUUCCUCGUGUGGUUCUGUGGGUUUCACAUCUCUGACAGAUGGAACAUUUGUUCUGGUUGGGGCUAACCGAUCCACGCUUCUCUUCAGCGCAU
This is a messenger RNA of Perca fluviatilis (European perch), 1475 nucleotides long. RefSeq names its product Fc receptor-like protein 5. NCBI's taxonomy places the organism in Eukaryota, Metazoa, Chordata, Actinopteri, Perciformes, Percidae. Gene Ontology annotation, molecular function: transmembrane signaling receptor activity. The transcript is spliced from 7 exons. Bases 8 to 1036 code for a protein of 342 amino acids. Gene Ontology annotation, biological process: cell surface receptor signaling pathway. The record is from RefSeq and is a predicted model, not a curated record.